Hydra vulgaris (swiftwater hydra) is the source of this 5038-nucleotide messenger RNA. Its product is annotated as roundabout homolog 1. NCBI's taxonomy places the organism in Eukaryota, Metazoa, Cnidaria, Hydrozoa, Anthoathecata, Hydridae. Gene Ontology annotation, molecular function: protein binding; axon guidance receptor activity. Gene Ontology annotation, biological process: synapse organization; homophilic cell-cell adhesion. The record is from RefSeq and is a predicted model, not a curated record. Gene Ontology annotation, cellular component: plasma membrane; axon; neuronal cell body.
AUAUAUAUGUUUAGGGUUGAAAUUUGUAUAUAAUCAAUAAAUAAUGGCAUGUAACUAUUGUAUUCUAUUUAUUUACUUCUCUUCCUUCUGCUUCUAUGUAUUUACACUUGAAAAUGACGAUCCACGUAGUCCUAUUAUCAGACAAAGACCGGCUUCAACAAAUAUAUCUGCAGGUGAAACCUUUCAGUUAAAUUGCUAUAGCUAUGGUGCACCAUCUCCAACAAUUUUAUGGUAUAAAGAUGAUAAGCCCUUAAAUACUCAUGUUGUUACAGAAACUGGUGCACUAGUGGUUAAGAAUGCACAAAAAAGUGAUGAAGGUUUAUAUAAAUGUAUUGCAGAAAAUCCAUACGGCAAAAUUGAAAGUCCUCCAGCUACUGUGAAAUUUAUAUAUAUUGACACAGUAUUUUACCAGAGUCCAGUAAGUGCAAACACAACUCGCUUACAGGAUCACACAUUUAGAUGUAUAGCACCAGAUGGCUUUCCCAUCCCAAUUGUGACUUGGCUGCAUAACGGGAAACCAUUAGCAACAGACAAUUGGAGCUUGCAAAAUGAUCGUUAUGUUUCACUUUUAAAAUUGACAUAUUUAUCAUGGAAAAAUCGUGGAGACUAUCAAUGUAAUGCAAGUAAUAUUGCAGGAUAUACUUUGAGCAAUGUGGCAGUACUCAAAGUCAAAGUACCAGCACCUGUUAUUAUUUCAAAACAAAAUUUAACUGAAGUUUAUGAAGGAGCUGUUGCAAUUUUAUAUUGUGAAGUGCAAUUCUUUAAUUUAUAUCCUGAUCGCAUAUGGACUAAAAUAGAUAGCAUUCUACCAGAAAAAGAGAGAUUAAAUUAUCCAAAAGAUGGCUACCUAGAAAUUAAAAAUACUAAGUUAGGUGAUAGUGGUAUUUAUGAGUGCACUGUAUCUAAUGAUGCUGGAACAGAUAAAUUCAAUAAUCAACUCAGAGUGUUCAAACACCCUGAAAUUAAAGUUCCUCCAUCAGAAACAAGUGUAGGGGUUGGAUAUAAGGCAACAUUAGACUGCAAAGUUACUGGUGGAAAAAAUCCAGUUAUUACAUGGUAUCAUCUUGGAAAAGCUUAUAGCAACACAGGAUUUACAAAUGACAGAAUAUAUGUUGAUAGUGAAUCUCGUUUUGUUGUUUCACAAGCAAAGAUUUCAGAUAAAGGAGAAGUUUAUUGUUAUGCCAAUGAUGAAGAAAUGAAAUGGUCACAAAAAUCAGAGCCAGUUUUAUUGUUGGUUAUUGAUGUUCUUGAAGCUCCUCCAAUUGUGAAUGUCUCUCCUGCGGUUGUUUCUGAUGUGCAUGAAGGUGGUUCUUUUUCUUUGUAUUGCACAACAGGAGAAGGUAAUAUACAACUAGCAUGGUAUUUAGCAAGCAAACCAAUCACAGUUAGUCCAACAGUUUUAUUAGAAGAAAUAAAAAAUGGAAAAAUGCUAACUGUUAAGGAUGUUACUCUGCAGGAUUCCGGAAUAUAUAGGUGCAUUGCAGAUGGCAAAGGAGGUUCUUCACAGGCUCAAGCACAUGUUACUAUUUUAGAAUCUGACAACAAACGUCCUGCUGAAGUAUUGAAUGUCAAAGUUAGCGAUAUUCAAGCUACUUCUGCUAAAAUCUUUUGGGAAAGUAGUUUUCCAAAUUCACUUGCUCCAGUAACUGCCUAUAUUAUUACAUUAAAGAAAGUAUCAACCAAUGAAACAAGUAAAACUAUUCAUUUUGAUAUGAAUUCCUUAGAGAGAGUCAUUGACAAUCUCUCACCUGAUACUUUAUAUGAAUUUUCUGUUGCUGCAAAGAAUAAAAAUGGAGAAGGAAUAGCUGGAUUAUCACCUCAAAUCAAGACAUUGCAAAUUGUGACAGCUCCUAUGAUUGAUAAGCUUGAAAAUGUUGUCCUAAAUGUGCAAGUUGAUAAAAUAACACCCCAAAGUGCAGAAGUAAAAUGGGAUUAUGUAAACCCAAGUCGAAUUACGAGCUAUAUUCUUUAUUAUCGGCGAGUGGUAGAUAAGCAGUUUAAAACCAUCAUACUAAACAUCAAUACAAGUGAUACUCAUAAAUUAGAAUCCCUUUCUUCUGAUACUCAGUAUGAGUUGCAGGUUAAGGCUGCAAAUGAAAAGUAUGAAAGUCAACCCAGUCCCUUGGUGAGCUUUCAUACUACCCAAGUUAUUCUUCCAAAAUUACUUACUGUAACGUUAAUGAAGUUUUCUGAAACUGAAAUCAUAGUAAGAUGGGUGCCUCCAGCUAGUUUUGAAGAUCAAAUUAAAUAUUACAAAGUAAUUUGUCUUAAUGCAAGUGGUGUUCCAGCUUUUCCCAGUAUUGAAGUUGAUUCAAAGGCUACAAUAUAUUCUUUGUCUAAAAUGGAUCCUAAUCAGCAUUACCAAGUCAGUGUAGAAGCGUGGUUAAAUUCUGGUUAUGUUGUUAGUAGUAAAAUUCAGAUAGCUCUACUUCGUCUCUAUAAACAAGGUGAUUAUAUUACCUCCUCGCUGAUUCUUCCAGAAGAUAAAAGUUCCGAACAAAGUUCUUUUUUAAAACUGGUUAAAGAAACAUGGUUUAUUGUUGCUGUUGGAGUUUUUUUGGCAUUAAUCAUUUUUAUUAUUAUUAUUAUAAUCGUAUGUUGCAGAAAGAAAAAAAACAGCUAUAAAUAUGGUUCGAAACGAUUUGAAAGUUCAAGAGGUUUGCUGCAGAACAGUCGUACGCCAGACUUUCCAAGUGCAAGUCUUAGUCGAGGAGGUCCGUUGCGUGAUCCAAAUUUUUCCUGGAGUGAAAGCAGAAAUGGUGAUGUAUUCGCAAAUACUAGCAAAGGAACGUCUGGGAUAACAGGAUGCUGCAAAUCUAAAUCAGAUAGUUUUGAAGAAGACUUUCCAAAUCGUGUACUUAUUAAACCUGCAAAACAACGAGUUCCUUCUGAAAGUUUUGAAUUGAGAGGACCCAAGUCUAGUAAUCAAGAUGUCGCGUCAGUUAAAGAGAGUAACAUUGGGGUGGCUCUAAGAAACGGAUAUAUGGUAGAUGCUCCUUUGAAUAAUGAACGUCAAUUAACGAGAGAUGAUUUAAACGAUCGUUUUAAAAGUGAUUCAAAUCAGAUUUCUCGUUACAAAGCACCUAAAUCGCCAGAUAAUCCAGUUGUUUCACUGAACUCUGAAAAUAUACCAAAAAAGGAUUCUCGUGCUCAAACUAAUUCUUUUGAACGUCGUCAUGCUGAGAUUGUGCGCACAGCAAACAAAUCAUUUCCAGACACGCAACUUGUAAAUGUCUUGGAAACUAACCCUCAAGCAACAUGGAAACGAGAAAAAGAUUCUGAUAUCAAAACAAGUGCUAAAUCUCCAGGAGAAAAUACUUUACGACGAAUGGGCAAAGCUCCUUUUAAACCUUUACCCAAACUAGAAGUUUUGAAUUGGGCAGAUGGAUUACCUGACCCUGCAAAGAAUGACGGAAGCCAGCAAUCAUCUCCUAAGCAGUCUUCAACGGCAUCUAUGUUUGGUGAUAACACAGAUUUGCGCCCAGAAUCUCGAACAUCUCAUGGUGGUUCUAAUGGGUCUUUAAAUAAAUAUCCUUUUGAAAAACGACGUCGUCGCACAUCAAAUGCUUCAUCCAUGAUGUCUUCAGAAUUGUAUCAAUCAGAAAUGGAUCCUUCUGCUUAUAGUGAUGUAGCUUCAGAACGUAAAUCAAAGAAAAAAAUUGCUCCUCCUCCAAUCGAUCUUGAUGGAUUAACAAGUGAUAUACUUUUACAAUGGGCUGAUAGUGUGACUAAUUCAAGUCCUAGCAGUAGUGGCUCUUCCUCGCCUAGUCGGUUAAGUGGUAUCAGCAGUGAAGGAUCGUUCUACACAGAUGCUGAUUUUGCAAACGCUGUUGCUGCUGUUGCUGAAUGCAAUGGUUUUAGUAUGGACUACGAUUAUUCGUUGCCUGGCAUGCCUAGUUCCCAGCCCCCACUUUCUUCUACAAGAAAUACUAAAAUGGAUAAAAUUGAUCAAGUCUUAGCUCAACGAUCUAAGUUAAGAAAUAGUAAGCGCCCGGAGUUUGUCCCACAGAUUUCUAUGAGUAACUAUCUUACUGGGUCAUCAAAAGGUCCAAAUAGUGGGCAAAUAUCGUCAGGAAUUCCUCUUUCAACACGCGGUCGUAAAAAUCUUCGGUACGGUACAGGUUUUCAAGACGUUGAUACUGCAUCAAAUUCCUCAACUCCUUUAACUGUUAGCAAUUUAAUGCACCAUGACUCGAGUUUGGAACGUUCAAAAAAACCAUUAAUUGUUUCAAAUCAGGAAUCAAGUCUAGAAAGAACUAACCGUCGUCGACAAGAGCAUGCGGCUUCUCUUGAGAAAAGCAUUUAUAAACCUCGAAACAAACAAUCAGCUCCUGAUCCUCCCUUAUCUUUAACUUCUGCUUUAGAGCGAAACGAAUCGAUUAAUUCAAAUUCAAAGGACUCUAUUAGUUCAUCAAAUAAGCACGACAGUGAGGUAGAAAAUAAACCAGGGACUGCUGAAAGAUUAAAAUCUAAAAGGUACAUUAACGGUCAUAGUUCAAGCAAUCAAAGUACUCCUAGCACAAUAAGAUCAACCGAAAAUGAAUUACAAAAUGAUUACUAAUAAAAAAAAAUUUAAGGUUUGUUUAAUAAACCUUUCAAAUAAGAGUUUAAUAACGUUAAAAGUGAGCGACUGUUAAAGCUGCAGGUAGUGCUAAAAAUUAAUGUCUAUUGCUCAGCUAGCCGUACAGUUGCGUUAGCUUCUUUCGACUAUCGAGAGAUUCAGUUUGCUUUUAAGCUUUCAAAAUCACUUUCAAAGAAGUUGUGAGUAAAAACUAAGUUUACAUUUUUAAUUUAAGCAAGUAUGAUGUCAGGUUUAAUUUGAAGACCGAAUCAUUAAGAAGAAUCAGAAUCGUUAAGAAGAGUUAAUAUAUAACUGACUAUUACUGCUACGGCGUUGCAAAGAAAAAAAUAUAUAUAUAGAUAAAUAAUUGAUUUUUAUACAUCCAUAUUUUUUUAAAGUUAAUAUUUUGUUACAUAGCCAUAACUUUCACGGCCUUAAAAUGUAUAUUUUUUUUUUUAAAAAAAAACAUGCUUUAAA